Monascus purpureus is the source of this 312-nucleotide messenger RNA. The record is from the annotation of a GenBank genome assembly. Lineage: Eukaryota; Fungi; Ascomycota; Eurotiomycetes; Eurotiales; Aspergillaceae.
AUGUCUCAUGGCAAAGAUACUCCUCAUGCAGGCAGAAUGAUAUCUACCUUUCCUUUCCUCCAACGUUUUGAGGCUGCAUUUUAUCCAUCAAAAGCUAGGCUGAAAGAGGACUUUCUUCUUCUAUAUCUCUGUGUAUAUACUGUAUACCUGUCCCUUCUCUUACUUCCCGCUCCUGUUACUCUUCUACGUCGGUCCCCCAAAAAAUCAUGCCUCUUUUCUGGAGCUCAAGACGAAAUGGAAGCAGCGAUAUCCCCUUCGCUUGGUACUGGAAAGGCAAACCACUACGAAAAGGCCGUGAUAUGGGCGAUAUAA